This is a messenger RNA of Staurois parvus, 559 nucleotides long. The record is from the annotation of a GenBank genome assembly. NCBI's taxonomy places the organism in Eukaryota, Metazoa, Chordata, Amphibia, Anura, Ranidae.
AUUGGAUUCAAGUGUUCCAAUCACCUCCAUAGCCACAGGUGUAUACAAUCAAGCACCUAGGCAUGCAGACUGCUUCUACAAACAUUUGUGAAAGAAUGGGUCACUCUCAGGAGCUCAGUGACUUCAAGCGUGGUACCAUGAUAGGUUUCCACCUGUGCAAUAAGUCCAUCCAUGAAAUUUCCUUGCUGCUAAAUAUUCCACGCUCAACUGUUAGUGGUAUUAUAACAAAGUGGAAGCAACUGGGAACAACAGCAACUCAGCUAUGAAGUGGUAGACUAUGUAAAAUGAGAGUGGGGUCAGCACAUGCUGAAGCUCACAGUGCGUAUAGUUGUCAACUGUCUGCAGAGUCAAUAGCUAAAGACCUCCAAAUUUCAUGUGGCCUUCAGAUUUGCACAACAAAAGCGUGUAGGGAGCUUCAUGGAAUGGGUUUCCAUGGCCAAGCAGCUGCAUCCAAGCUUUACAUCACUAAGUGCAAUGCAAAGCAUCGGAUGCACUGGACUCUAGAACAUUGCCAGGUGAAUGCUACUUGCCUGACUACAUUGUGCCAAGUGUAAAAUUU